Sebastes umbrosus (honeycomb rockfish) is the source of this 2314-nucleotide messenger RNA. RefSeq names its product forkhead box C1a (gene foxc1a). Gene Ontology annotation, biological process: regulation of transcription by RNA polymerase II; anatomical structure morphogenesis; cell differentiation. The coding region runs from base 382 to 1812 and encodes 476 amino acids. Gene Ontology annotation, molecular function: RNA polymerase II cis-regulatory region sequence-specific DNA binding; DNA-binding transcription factor activity, RNA polymerase II-specific. Lineage: Eukaryota; Metazoa; Chordata; Actinopteri; Perciformes; Sebastidae. The transcript has a single exon. The record is from RefSeq and is a predicted model, not a curated record.
UUCUGGGAGGAGCUCCUCUGGCAAAGCAAAAAGGAGGAAAGAAUUUAACUGCGCAAAAAAAGUCCUGAUGUCCAAAGUUCAGAUACUUUUUCAACGUGCGUUUCAUAGAGAGACACACAGAGGAGAUGGGGACGGCUUAAAAAACACUCACAGCUGAGAUCCAGCACUGUUGUGAAGACUUUUCCUCUCUUAUUUUAUUAUUUUGAGCAUUGAGGAAGCUGUGAUUUGAGCGCCUCGGCAUAUUCAGAGAGGAGGGAGAAGAAGAAGUGGAGCUCUCCGUGUGCGUAAUUUGGAGCUUUUAUUGUGCGUAAUUUGGAGCUUUCAUUGUGCGUAAUUUGGAGCUCUCCGUUUGCGUAAUUUGGAGCUUUUAUUGUGAAGACAAUGCAGGCUCGCUACUCCGUCUCCAGUCCCAACUCUCUGGGCGUCGUGCCGUACAUCAGCAGCGACCCGAGCUACUACCGGGCCGCCGCCGGUGGAGGAUACACCGGCAUGCCAGCACCCAUGAACAUGUACUCUCACGCGGCUCACGACCAAUACCCCGCGAGCAUGGCCCGUGCGUAUGGACCGUACACUCCUCAACCUCAACCCAAGGAUAUGGUGAAACCUCCCUACAGCUACAUCGCUCUCAUCACCAUGGCUAUCCAAAACUCUCCCGACAAGAAGGUGACCCUGAACGGGAUUUACCAGUUCAUCAUGGAGAGGUUUCCGUUUUACCGAGACAACAAGCAGGGCUGGCAGAACAGCAUCAGACACAAUCUGUCUCUCAAUGAGUGUUUUGUGAAAGUGCCCAGAGAUGAUAAAAAGCCAGGUAAAGGCAGCUAUUGGACUCUGGAUCCGGACUCUUAUAACAUGUUUGAGAAUGGCAGCUUCUUGAGGAGGAGGCGACGCUUCAAGAAGAAGGACGUGGUGAAAGAUAAAGAUGAGAGGCUGCAGAAGGAUGUGACACCGAGGCAGCAGGAGCAGCAGCCGGUGCAAGGCAACUCCAAGCCGGUGAGGAUCCAGGAUAUUAAGACCGAGAAUGGGACUGUGACGCCACCACAAGCAGACUCUCCAUCUUUGAUGCCCAAAAUCGAGAGCCCGGACAGCAGCAGCAGCAUGUCCAGUGGUGGGAGUCCUCACAGCAGCAUCCCGUCCAACAGGUCCAUCGGUAUGGACAGCUCCGAGCAGCAGCAGCAGCAGCACCACCAGGCCUUCAGCGUGGACAACAUCAUGACCUCCCUCAGGGGGUCUCCACAAGGCUCCACAGAGCUCACCUCCACCUCCAGCAGGACAGGUAUAAUAACACCAUCUUUGUCCUUAAACUAUUCCCCCAAUCAGACUGUAUAUAGCUCACCAGUGUGCAACCAGAACUCCACUACCUCCAACUCCAACGCCACCUAUCAUUGUAACAUGCAAGCCAUGAGCUUGUACGCAGGAGACAGGUCGAGCAGCCACUUGUUGGCACCACAACCACCGAGCACCACCGUGGAUGAAACGUUGCCAGAUUACUCAGUCACUACCACCUCGUCCUCCAUGAGUAAUCUAAACUCCUCUGGACAGGAGGGCCAUCAUGCUCAUCCUCACCACCAAGGGAGGCUGACCUCGUGGUACCUGAACCAAGCUGGAGACCAUCUGGGCCAUCUGGGUGCAGCUUAUCCGGCACAGCAGCAGCAGAACUUCCAUUCAGUCCGAGAGAUGUUUGAAUCCCAGAGAAUUGGCUUGAAUAAUUCUUCACCGGUGAAUGGGAAUAACAGCUGUCAGAUGUCAUUCCCACCGAGCCAACCCAUCUAUCGCACUUCGGGAGCUUUCGUAUAUGACUGCAGCAAGUUCUGACACCAAAAAAACAAAUAAAUAGGCUCAGUAUUUUUUUUCCUCAUGGUGUUUGAACUCUCCCAGUAAAAAUUCAACCUGCCCACAUCAUAUGGACUAAUAUGAGACAGAAAACAAAAAAACACAAGAAAAGACUUUUCUUUCUCAGUGUUACUGCAAAAAUAACACGUAAGUCUCUCUUUUUGCUUUUGUGGCUUUUUUUAUGUGAUAUAUGUUAAGAAAUGUGUCAGUUUUCAUGGACGUGUUAAAUUGCAUAUAGUAAUUUAUUUCUAAAAAAUAAAAAAAAUGUAGCCGGAUAUUAUGGACCAAACACCCAAAAAAAAGUGUUUCUAAAUUGAAUUGCCUUAAUUGUCCAAAACAAUUUGUUCCAUUAUAAAGAAAGUAAAAAAAAAAAAAAAAAAAGGAACGUGUAUAUCGAAGUACUAUUUCAAAGAUUCUUCAUUUGUUGAAAAAGUUUUUCUGAAGGAUUUUGUUUGUUUCUUUAAUAAAUUGUCAUUUUAUGUGA